AUGGCACUAGAGGACGAUACUACCCAAGCAAAGAUGACUCCAAGGGAGAUCGAACUCCUCAACAAGCUCGAGUUUCUUCAGAGUCAGAGCGCCGAGAAGCUAGACGCCAUAAAAAUGGAGAAUCUUGUCCUCCGACAAGAGAACCUUACCCUCGGUGAAACUAGCAACAAGCGGAAGCGGUUCCGAACAAGGGUUCGACCCAUGGCUUCGCUCAACACUCCACGCGAUGGUGAAGAAGCACCUCGUCGACCCGUCUCCGCCGAUAACGAACCCGAAGGCCGAGAAGCUGCAAACGAUGGGACCCGAGUGCAAGUGGAUAUCGAUUCCGAUACGGAAGACGAAGAGUACUCACCCGAUGAUCCCGGGAUCUCAGAUCCAGCUCUAGCAGCCUACUUAGAAAGGGUGGUCUCCGAAAGGUUCGGCACCAUUCAAUCUAUGUGGUACAUCAAUCUUCCUACCAAAUCCAUCAAGUCCUUUGCAGCCCUUAGCGACAAGUUCGUAGAGCAAUUUGCUAGUAGUCGCAACCGAGAGAAGAAUUCAGACGACCUCUAUGAAGUCCUCCAGCAUAGGAAUGAACCCCUUCGUACCUACAUAGCACGCUUCAAUCAAGAGAAGGUGGCUAUCCCUGAGUGCAACGCUAAUAUGGCUAUCUCAGCCUCCAAGCGGGGCCUACUUCAGAAGGGAGAUCUCUACAAGGAGCUGGUCAAAUACAAGUGCAGGACUAUGGAGGACGUAUUGUCUUGUGCUUGGGCUCAAGUAAGGUGGGAAGAAGAUGUUGCUAGUAGGGCCAAAGCCUGUCCGAAGUACGAUCAGAAGUCCUCAAAGCCAACUAGGAAUGACCACGAUGAGCCCUCUCAUCCCAAGACCGCUAGGGAGACCAGCAAUCCAAACAGGGGCAGGUACCAACAUCGACCCUUGCCUAGAUCCGAGGGGAUGAUGGUAUCCACUUGGACCGAUAUCUCUCAUCUUGCGAUAUCCAAACCGGAACUGAUCCGUGUCCUACGACAAAUGGGUCCUCAAGUCAAGUGGCCUCCUAAGAUGAAGGCUGCAGAGACUAAUCGAAACCCCAAGCGGUGCCUUGAAGAUGGAAGUCUCCGAGCUCCUCACGAAAGGCUAUCUAAGGAGUUCCUAUCUGAUAAGCCCAAGAACCAUCUAAAUAAGGAAGGUCCUGGUCUCCCUACCGAAGCAGCUCCCGCAUUGCCACCACAGCAAGACCGAGUAAUCCAUCUCAUCUCAGGCAGAUCGGAGGUGAGUGGAAUCAGUAGUGCCGCUGCCAAGAGAAGUACUCGCAACGCCAGGAACCGCCAAGAGGCUGAGGGUCCUAAGCGCCUGCUCCUCGGAACAGAUGAGAUCAGCUUCACUAGAAAGACGACUCCCCUUGUAGGCUUCAGCGGAGAGGUCAAGCAAAUCUUGGGAGAGGUCCUUCUCCCCGUGUACGCCGAGGGGAUAAACCAGGCCACAAAAUUCCUAGUCGUCGACUGCCCUUCAUCAUAUAACGUGAUACUAGGAAGGCCUUGGAUCCACAUCAUGGGAGCCGUACCUUCAACUUUUCAUCAGCUGGUCAAGUUCCCAACUCCCUGGGGCAUUAAGGCGGUCAAGGGAGACCAGGAGAAUGCCAGGUUCUGCUACCAGGCUACCUUGAAGGGAAAGACCCAAGUCUUAUAG
Molecule: messenger RNA, 1665 nt
Organism: Raphanus sativus (radish)
Lineage: Eukaryota; Viridiplantae; Streptophyta; Magnoliopsida; Brassicales; Brassicaceae
Exons: 4
Coding region: 1-1665 (554 amino acids)
Source: RefSeq, a predicted model, not a curated record